Molecule: messenger RNA, 2397 nt
Organism: Suillus paluster
Lineage: Eukaryota; Fungi; Basidiomycota; Agaricomycetes; Boletales; Suillaceae
Exons: 17
Coding region: 1-2397 (798 amino acids)
Source: RefSeq, a predicted model, not a curated record
AUGGGUCGACCGAAACUGUAUCAUACUCCUGAAGAAUGUAGAGAAGCCAAACGAAUGCAUGGACAUUCAUAUUAUGCACAGCAUCAGUCUAUCAUUAAUUUGAAGCGCAAAUCCAGAUAUCACUCUCAACGGGCCAGGCAGGACAAGGGGAAUGUUUCACUGAGCCCAUCUUCAAUGGCUGGCGGACCGACGAAUAAAACGCACCACAAGCAAGAUUGUUUGACGACUUAUCUUGGAGGCCAACCUCGUGAAGUUAUUGGUGGCCUGUUGCUGGAGUACUUGGACACCAAGUCGUCAGAGAAACUUCAGGCGGUCAUAGGAGUGAUAGAUGAGAUAUUCGUCAAGACUCAGCAGGUGGAAAAUGACUUACUUGUGCAGGGAAUUAGUACUGGCAAAAGGUAUGCCAAGGUCAGUCUUGCCACAAAAACUGUCAAGGGCGUGCUCUCUGUGCUGGAGGAUGUGUUAUGUGAUGUUCUGGUGGACGAUACAGACUUGCGAGAGAAGUAUAACACAUCAGCAAGUCCGCUCCAAGUUCGACUCCCAGUCAGCAGGUCAGCUCUAAGUCCACCUCCUGCUGGUCAGGCCACAGCCAAGUUCUGGAGCGGGCAUCAAACAUACCUCCAAGUCUUUUUUGCUUGGUUCACUUGGUGGCCUGAGUGCGAUAUGUACCUUGCCGGUAUCAUUUACCAGGGUGGGGAGCUGAAGAUUAGCAGGUUGGGGGAGGCCAUAAUCCAGGCGCGGAUACCAAAACUGCCGAGAGUUGAUCCAGAACUAUUUCGUGUGCAGAAAGGCAGCCCACAUUCGACAUGCGCAGUGCAGCGAAUGACCUGCACAACAGCGGCCUCGGAGAUGGAGAAACUACUUGGUGAUGUGGCUGGAUGCCAAAAUUGCUUCUUUUUCUGGCCGAAGAUCAACCAGAAAUUCUUCGCUGAAUGGCUGAUCCACAAACAAUUUUUCCCCGACGUCGAGAAUGAGAAUGAUCUAACUGAUGAACAAAAGGAGGUGAUUAAGGAGCCACUGAAACAGCGAAAAUUUGUGCAUACCAUUGUUACAUUAACAAAGUCUUUGCUGACCACUAGUCGCAGCAAAUCAUGUGCUGGUAUCGCUGGCAAACAAAUCCAACGCUGUCUUGCGCAUUCGGGCGGAUCCAGGGGGGUCCUCAGCAUUGAAGAAGUACUUGUAGGAGGCAAGAAAACAAAGGGACCACGGGCACUGAAGGAAGUGGAGGUUUACUCCCAAAUGUACUAUGCGGACAACGUCAAGCAGUCAGCCGACGAGGUGAUUGCAAAGGGAAACAUCACCUCUCAUGGUUCCAAGCUCCUUGUACGUCGUGAGAUCACCGCGGAGAAAUACAAGGCAGAGUCGAGCACUGUAAAGGACAGAGUUAGGAAGAAGCACAAAUUGUUGUGCAAGAAGUUUAGGAAAGCUCGCAAGAUUGCGAGAGCCAAGAUAAGGGAAGAGGUAGACGAUGAGACAAAGAUGAGUUACCACCUUGGAGAAUGCACUACAGGAGGGCAAUUCUCAGACUUGUAUGAUAGAUAUGGCAAGGUGCUUAGGGCAUAUGCGAGGUUUGCAGAGAAAAGUGUUGAGUAUGAAGAAACUCUACCGGCUGUUGAGCAGGACAAUGCCAGUGACCUUGAUGAUGACUCAGAUGAGUCAAGCGAGGAUGACUCUAGCAGUGAGGUUGGUGAGAGAGAGAGAGAUGAGGUCGCUGAGACGCUGAAGGACUGGAUUCCUGACAACUUUAAUGCAUCACAGCCAAAUGGUGUGCAGGAGCAUGAACCACGCACUGAUGGUAUUGACUAUGACAGUCUUCAACGUGCCGACUACAACGCUGCAUUGGCUCUUCUUGAGACAUCUCUGAAAGACCUAGGGGGAUGUGAAGUGCUGAUCCCUCCAUCUGAUGCGUCUGUGUCUCAGCCAUCUCAGCCAGCCCCGUUGAUCCCUGUGUCUGCAUCCCAGCCAGCCCCGGUGAUCCCUGUGCCUCCCUCUCCUGCGAUCCCUCCUCCUACGCCUCCCUCUCCUGCGAUCCCUGCACCUCAGCCUCCUACGCCUCCCUCUUCUGCGUCUCAGCCAGCCCCAGUGAUCCCUGAAUUUGCGUCCCAGCCAGCCCUGCCAGGCCCAGUGAUCUCUGCGCCUCAGCCAGCCCCAGUGAUCCCUGCACCUCAGCCUCCUAUGCCUCAACCUCCCACACUUCCUACUAAUCCUGCAUCUCAGCCAGCCCCUGCUCCUCUUCCAGAGGAUGAUCAACCUGUUCAACGUACUGGUAGGGCAUGCCCAUCAGUCCCUUUUAACCGGUGCGAACUUGACAAUGUCAUUGGUGGAAACUCAAAACAGGGCAGCAAGCACAAAGGCGAGGAUGUAAUUCAUGGGUCUAAAAAGUCAAAGACUUUGUAG